CAGCCGAGGCCGAAAGCGAGGCUGUGACGUCAUCGUGGAAGUGAUCCGGCGCUGGAACGUUGAGAAGAAGCCGGAGCCCGGAGAGUCAACGUUCCAAAGAGCGAUCGGUCACGGUCUGGAGCUCCGCGGGAAGCCGGCGCUCUACGGGCUCUCCUCCGCCAAGCCGUCCUCCCGAACCCCCCACUCUGGCACCCCCGGCUUUCUGCUCACUUUGUAGGACCUUUAAAGGGUGAAGUCUCAGGGGCCCCUCCUCCCCCCCGCUCCAUAUAGGGUCCCAUAGAGUCCUAGGCUUAGGGGCCCCUCAUACAUUCUUUAUGUCUGAUUUAGAAAUCGGGCUUCUUUGUUGGGUAUCCUGACGGUGAUUAGAACGUAACCUCUCAUUUCUGCCCCACUGAGCCCUGUAUUCAGAUCCCCCGGCUCUACCGUCCUGUUAUUCCUGUAUUAGGGGUUACAUAUAGGUCCUAAGCAUGAUGAACCCGGGGCUUCCCUUCCUCAAUCCACCAACGCUUAACCAGCCCCCAAUCCAACAGCAGCAGCCACAGUAUAAAUCUGCCCUACCCAUCAAGAAGAAUGCUAUUACAGAUGACUACAAGGUGACCAACCAGGUCCUGGGACUGGGCAUCAACGGAAGAGUGCUAGAGAUCUUCAGCAAAAAGACUGGGGAAAAGUUUGCCUUGAAGAUGCUGCAGGACUGUCCCAAGGCACGUAGGGAAGUGGAGCUGCAUUGGAGGGCAUCUCAGUGUGCGCACAUCGUAAAGAUAAUUGAUGUAUAUGAGAAUCUCUACCAGUCUCGGAAAUGCCUUCUCAUUAUUAUGGAGUGUCUUGACGGUGGAGAGUUGUUCAGUCGCAUUCAAGACCGAGGUGACCAAGCCUUUACUGAGCGUGAGGCUUCUGACAUCAUGAAAAGCAUCGGCGAGGCUAUCCAGUAUUUACACGCCAUCAAUAUUGCCCACAGAGAUGUUAAGCCUGAAAAUCUUCUAUACACGUCAAAGAGACCAAACUCCGUGCUAAAGCUCACAGAUUUUGGCUUUGCCAAAGAAACCACUACACACAACUCUUUGGCCACACCCUGUUACACACCUUACUAUGUGGCUCCCGAAGUUCUAGGCCCAGAAAAAUAUGACAAGUCAUGUGAUAUGUGGUCACUUGGUGUCAUCAUGUAUAUUUUACUCUGUGGAUAUCCACCAUUUUACUCCAACCAUGGUCUGGCAAUAUCCCCAGGAAUGAAGAAAAGGAUCCGCAUGGGCCAGUAUGAGUUCCCUAAUCCUGAGUGGUCUGAAGUAUCCGAUGAAGUCAAACAACUUAUUAGAAAUCUCUUGAAAACCGAUCCAACUCAGAGGAUGACCAUCACAGAAUUCAUGAACCACCCUUGGAUAAUGCAGUCCAUACAAAUACCACCAACUCCCCUCCACACCAGUCGGGUCUUGAAAGAAGAGAAAGAUUUGUGGGAAGAUGUCAAGGAGGAGAUGACCAGUGCCCUGGCCACCAUGAGGGUUGACUACGAGCAGAUAAAGAUCAAAAAAAUUGAAGAUGCCUCCAACCCACUUCUACAGAAGAGACGAAAGAAGAUAACCCCUCAUGUUGCCAAUCAUUGAGCUAGCAAUUCUUUCUAUUAUGCUCUAGAACUGUUGGUGCCAAUCACACCAGCUCAGUGUUAGCUGUAAUUGUGGUUUAUUAGUGCCACGGUAAAAAUAGUGGGAAAGGGCUGUUGGUCUAUAGGAUUGACGCCUGCCAUGGAAAUCCUUGUGUUUCCCUGCUUACUACUCCAUUUUUAGUCUGGAAGUUUUUAUAAUUUUGUUUUGUUUUUCUUUUUUUCUUUUUUUUGAUUUUAGAGAAUAUUCACAGUAUAUUUUAUAUAUAUAUAUAUAUAUAUAUAUAUAUAUAUAUAUAUAUAUAUAUUAUUUUAAAAUAACUCAAGUCAUUGAGAACUUUUGCUGGGGAAACAGACAGUGGAGUCUCCCAGCCUUAAAAAUAAGGGAGAGGUAAGUUGUACUCUGUUGUACCCCAUAUGAAGAGGGGAAACUUUUUUUUUUUUUUUUUUCUUUUUAGAGAGCAAUGGUAGUGGAACGGUAUAGCUCUAUAGAGCACUACCUUCAGAUGUAUGUCCUUUUGCAAAGCUGGUUAGGCCACCAUGUUUUUUUUUUCCUGCGUCUUGUUACAUGGCACAUACAUGGAGUGUACCACACCUUGCUCUCUAUAUCUCUUUGAUUAAAGACUUGAUUUCUGUUAUUCUUCACAUGGCUUUAAAAAGUAUCACCAUAUAGUUGUGUUAAAUUUGUGUAAAUAUAGCAAUUUUUUUUAUUAUUUUAAAUUCACUGUGUGUCUUGCUUGAGUAGCGUAUUUGUAUUACAGUUAAAGCCUCUGUGUAAACUUUUAUUUCUUUUGGGUAUGUUUCUUCUUUGUGUUUAGUGCCUGCAUAUGCUUCAAGUUGCCUUAAAUGCAACCAAAUAUAGAUCUUAAAUGGUCUUUUUUUACCUAUGGCUGUAAGUCAUAGCUCCUAUAGUGUUUAGGGGCCGUCAGGCCUUUAGAUAUGUUUGCCUGAAAAUCUUCACACUUGGGCUCAUGCAACCUUAAUUAGAUUUGGCAACCAAAGCGAAGGAACCUUGUUCCUUACUGCCAAAUCUGUGGUGAUAAUGCUGCUGCUGUUUUAUCUGAGAUUGAUAUAUAGUCUGAGAUCUGACUUGAGAAUGACUUUUAGUGGAGCUUCUGUCCUCCUUGAAAACUCUGUCCAAUGAACAUUCUGCAUGAAUUGAUUGCUAUUUCAAAAUGCAGUAGGCAUCUUGUUUCUUGUCAUUAUUGUGAUCAUGAUGAAAUAUACUGUGGUUUGCAGAAAAUGAAGGUAUAAUUUUUGUAUGGUUACCCCAUUCAGUGUUGAAAUUAUGUUGCUAUUUAAUCCAAUAACCUAUACUUGAGGGGCAGAUUUGGGGCAUGAUAGCAUAGAGACAUAUGGGGGUAUGCUGUAAUAUUUUUGUAAAUCCCACUACUCUGGAGUUUUCUGCAACGCAUAAUAUUUUCAUUCUCUGCUCUGUGAGCUCAAAUAUGUUCUUUUCUCUAGAAAGCAAUAUUCCUUCCUUCUGGAAUUCUUGUAAAAUUAUAAUUUUGUAUGAUCAAAUUGUUUUACUAAACAGUUUUAAUAUUUGGAAAA
Pseudophryne corroboree (corroboree frog) is the source of this 3145-nucleotide messenger RNA. It is a transcript of the gene MAPKAPK2, whose product is annotated as MAPK activated protein kinase 2. Gene Ontology annotation, molecular function: calcium-dependent protein serine/threonine kinase activity; mitogen-activated protein kinase binding; calcium/calmodulin-dependent protein kinase activity. The transcript is spliced from 10 exons. Gene Ontology annotation, cellular component: nucleus; cytoplasm. NCBI's taxonomy places the organism in Eukaryota, Metazoa, Chordata, Amphibia, Anura, Myobatrachidae. The coding region runs from base 468 to 1595 and encodes 375 amino acids. The record is from RefSeq and is a predicted model, not a curated record. Gene Ontology annotation, biological process: peptidyl-serine phosphorylation; response to cytokine; vascular endothelial growth factor receptor signaling pathway.